Messenger RNA from Strongylocentrotus purpuratus (purple sea urchin), 981 nucleotides. Its product is annotated as formin-2-like. NCBI's taxonomy places the organism in Eukaryota, Metazoa, Echinodermata, Echinoidea, Camarodonta, Strongylocentrotidae. The transcript has 6 exons. The record is from RefSeq and is a predicted model, not a curated record. Bases 1 to 981 code for a protein of 326 amino acids.
AUGACAGGCCGAAUCAUUCUCAGCGGACUCUUGGUCAUCCUGGUCCUUGCUACUGUUUGUGCCGCACAGGCUCCAAACGGCAAUCGACCAGCGAGACCAGGACCAAGACCAAGACCAGGAAACGGUACAGGCCCACCUCCACCAACACCAGGUAAUGGCACCGGUAACCACUCACACCCAAGCAACGGAACCGCUCCUCCUCCACCAAGACCAGGCAAUGGAACCGGUAACCACUCACUCCCAAGCAACGGAACCGCUCCUCCUCCACCAAGACCUGGUAAUGGCACCGGUAACCACUCACUCCCAAGCAACGGAACCGCUCCUCCUCCACCAAGACCUGGUAAUGGCACCGGUAACCACUCACUCCCAAGCAACGGAACCGCUCCUCCUCCACCAAGACCUGGUAAUGGCACCGGUAACCACUCACUCCCUAGUAACGGAACCGCUCCUCCUCCACCAAGACCUGGUAAUGGCACCGGUAACCAUUCACUCCCAAGCAACGGAACCGCUCCUCCUCCACCAAGACCUGGUAAUGGCACCGGUAACCACUCACUCCCAAGCAACGGAACCGCUCCUCCUCCACCAAGACCUGGUAAUGGCACCGGUAACCACUCACUCCCAAGCAACGGAACCGCUCCUCCUCCACCAAGACCUGGUAAUGGCACCGGUAACCACUCACUCCCAAGCAACGGAACCGCUCCUCCUCCACCAAGACCAGGCAAUGGAACCGCAACAGCUCUGCCCCUCUGCCGCCUCCUAGUGGACCCCCUCCAACAGGAGAACGCCAUUCAUGUGAGGGGGCAUGCGGUGGCAUCAGUCCCACUGGAGCCUGCUUUUGUGAUGAAGCUUGCAGAGAUUAUGGUGAUUGCUGCCGGGAUUACCAGAAAGUGUGUCAGAAUAAAAGGCACACUUAAACUGGUUGAAUCAGGGCCUCUGUUCAAUAAUAGCGGGCCUUCUCCUCCGAACCCAAACCAAGUGUAG